AUGUCAAAUUCUUCAGACUCUGAACAACCACCAGUAAUCACAGAGCAGGCAGAAACAAUCACUAUUGAAGAUGUAGAAACACCACUUGCCCUUCCUCCUCCGCCUCCUACAGAAGAUGAGUGGGAACCAAGUCCUGAAAACACAAACACAAGAGCCUCUUCUACCACCUAUUCUUUGUAUGCAGUAAUUCCUGUGAUCCUUGGAGUCUUCAGCCUUUUGCUCAUGAUUUUAUGUGGAUUCUUUGGUUACCAAUACUUCCGAGGUCUUCAGGCAUCAGAGAGCAAGAUGAAAAAUCUUAAUCAAUGGAUUGAGUCUUUUCAAAAGAAAUCAGAGAUAUUUACUGAAGCCCAAAGGGUUCUUGACCAAAAUAAAGAAACCCUACAACAAAUCCGAAAUCAGAACAUAUUUCUCAUUGAGGCUCUACAAGAAUUCAACAAGGCUAACCAAGGAGACAGGUGUGGAUCUCCUCUGAAUCACUGGAUUCAAUACAAAGAUACCUGCUACCACAAAACCUGGAAAAAAGUCACUUGGUUCAACUGUACUAGUCUUUGUGUCUCUUUCAAUGCUACGUUUUUAAAAAUAGGAAGCCCAAGUUUAAUGAAUUUCCUGAAGUUAUAUUCAGUAAGUCAUACUUGGCUUGAAGAACAUAAUAAGGAAGAGGACAAGGAGUUGAGUUGGGAGGAUGACGCUAAGUCAUCUCUGGACCCGGAUUUAUCAGAGUCAACUGUGGAUAUGAAAAAGAAGUGCCCAUACUUAAAUGCACUCACCAUUGGUACUGAUGACUGCAGCAAAUAUUAUUCGUGUAUGUGUGAAAAGAAUGCUCAAGACAAAUUAUGA
Molecule: messenger RNA, 837 nt
Organism: Elephantulus edwardii (Cape elephant shrew)
Lineage: Eukaryota; Metazoa; Chordata; Mammalia; Macroscelidea; Macroscelididae
Product: killer cell lectin-like receptor 2-like
Exons: 8
Coding region: 1-837 (278 amino acids)
Source: RefSeq, a predicted model, not a curated record